UGGUGGUGGUUUUGUAUUUGUUGUAUUCGAAAAUUAAUCAAUAAAUUAAUGUUUUAAUGAAUUAAAUUACAGUGAAAAAUAAAAAUGGAAUAUAAUUUAGGUUUCAUUGGAGGAGGUAACAUGUCUACCAUUAUUUUUAAGGGUAUUUUGAGGAACGAUACUCAUCCAGCGUCACAGACAUGGGUAUCAGGGCCUCAUCCAGAAAACCUGGAACAUUGGAAAAAAAUGGGUGCAAACGUCACCUGUAGCAAUGGGGAGGUGUUUGAAAAAUGUGAUAUAGUUUUUCUAGGUGUAAAACCAGCUAUGCUUCAUGAAGCUCUUAAAGAUGUUGGUGAUAGCUUAUCUCGUAGAUUUGUAGACAAUCCAGAUCUGCUAGUAAUUUCUAUGCUAGCUGGAGUUAAUUUGGAUAGUCUUCAGAAGGCAUUCUCAGCUCUAAAUCUACAAAAAGAUGUCAAGAAUUUCAUAAAGAUUGUCCGCAUUAUGCCUAAUGUUCCUAUGGCAGUGGGCUCAGGAAUCAGUUUAUACUCUUACAACCAUCUUGGGGGAAAACAAAAGAGUGAAAUGGUCAGGCUGUUGCAAUGUUGUGGUAGCUGUGAAGAAAUACCAGAGUAUUUGAUGGACUCCUUAGGGUCACUGACUGGCUGUGGUCCAGCCUAUAUUUUCGUAAUCAUUGAAGCAUUAGCCGAUGGUGCGGUCAAACAGGGUGUCCCCCGAGCGAUGGCUCUCCGCAACGCCGCACAGAUGGUGAUGGGAAGCGCUGCUUUGGUGCUCGAAUCCAACAAGCACCCAGCUCAACUGAAAGACGAAGUGUGCUCUCCUGGUGGAUCUACUAUAUGCGGCGUCAGUGUAUUGGAGGAGGGUAGAUUGAGGUCAACACUGAUAAACGCAUUGGAAGCAUCCACUAAUAGGACCAAAAAACUGGAUCCUAAUGCAGCUAAUUCAAAAUAGUUUAGAAUUCAAGCUAAUGGUAAUAAUAACAUAUAAUCCAUAUCUGUAGGUAAUUG
Messenger RNA from Ostrinia furnacalis (Asian corn borer), 1004 nucleotides. RefSeq names its product Pyrroline 5-carboyxlate reductase (gene P5cr). Bases 85 to 948 code for a protein of 287 amino acids. Gene Ontology annotation, molecular function: pyrroline-5-carboxylate reductase activity. Gene Ontology annotation, biological process: regulation of apoptotic process; L-proline biosynthetic process. The record is from RefSeq and is a predicted model, not a curated record. The transcript has 5 exons. Lineage: Eukaryota; Metazoa; Arthropoda; Insecta; Lepidoptera; Crambidae.